This is a messenger RNA of Nerophis lumbriciformis (worm pipefish), 2973 nucleotides long. RefSeq names its product SIX homeobox 1a (gene six1a). Gene Ontology annotation, biological process: regulation of transcription by RNA polymerase II; regulation of skeletal muscle cell proliferation; skeletal muscle fiber development. Gene Ontology annotation, cellular component: nucleus; transcription regulator complex. Gene Ontology annotation, molecular function: RNA polymerase II cis-regulatory region sequence-specific DNA binding; DNA-binding transcription factor activity, RNA polymerase II-specific. The record is from RefSeq and is a predicted model, not a curated record. Lineage: Eukaryota; Metazoa; Chordata; Actinopteri; Syngnathiformes; Syngnathidae.
GAGCUGCUGCAGUGGGGGCGGGAGGUGCACGGAGGCGCUCCUAUUUCAGCCCCUGACGCGCUGCCUCUGGGGAGGAAACGGAGCUGCAAAGUCAGUCCAGCUCUGUUGUACAGGGUGCAGGGCAGAGAGAGAGCCAAUCACCGGAACGCACAGGCUCCCUUUAAGCCUGACAUAUCUACAGCAGGAACAAAUUGUCCCGACAAUCAACAUCCAAAAUCUGCAGCGGAGAGAGCGGACAUAUAAAAUAGUGCGGGGCAGGCCCGUGUGCUAACGCGGAAGGAUCGCAUCGCGGCAACGACAACAACGUCCAAAAAAAAAAAAAAAAAAAAAGACAAAUAAACAUCAGCUUUUGGAUUUUCCGAGCAGGGUGGAGUGAUGUCUAUUUUACCGUCUUUCGGCUUCACGCAGGAGCAAGUGGCGUGCGUGUGCGAGGUGCUGCAGCAGGGCGGGAACCUGGAGAGACUCGGCCGCUUCUUGUGGUCCCUGCCCGCCUGCGACCACCUCCACAAGAACGAGAGCGUCCUCAAGGCGAAGGCGGUGGUGGCUUUCCACCGGGGAAACUUCCGGGAGCUCUACAAGAUCCUGGAGAGCCACCAGUUCUCGCCGCACAACCACCCCAAGCUGCAGCAGCUGUGGCUGAAGGCGCACUACGUGGAGGCGGAGAAGCUGCGCGGUCGACCGCUCGGCGCCGUGGGGAAGUACCGCGUCAGGAGGAAAUUCCCGCUGCCGCGCACCAUCUGGGACGGCGAGGAGACCAGCUACUGCUUCAAGGAGAAGUCCCGGGGGGUCCUGAGAGAAUGGUACACGCACAACCCCUACCCGUCCCCGCGGGAGAAGAGGGAGCUGGCCGAGGCCACCGGACUGACCACCACGCAGGUCAGCAACUGGUUCAAAAACAGGCGGCAGAGGGACAGAGCCGCCGAGGCCAAAGAAAGAGAAAACAGUGAAAACAGCAACGCAGGCGGCAACAAACAGAACCAGCUGUCCCCGCUGGAUGGAGGCAAGUCUCUAAUGUCCAGCUCGGAGGACGAGUUUUCUCCCCCUCAAAGCCCCGACCAGAACUCAGCGCUUUUGCUUCAGGGCACCAUGGGCCACCCUGGGGUCUCUGCGUACGCCAUGCCCGGCCUGGGAGCCCCACAGUCGGUGCACGGCAUGCACGGACACCCGCACCAGCUGCAGGACUCCUUAUUGGGACCCCUAACCUCCAGUCUUGUGGAUUUGGGCUCUUAAAAGGGGGGGGCUGUUUUAUUUUACCACACAGAAGAGGACUGAUACAUGUAUCAGAUUGGUGUAUGAAAUAUUGUAGCCUAUAUAGACUGACUUUUCUGUCGUUAAAUUUGAUUAUAUGACAAAAUUACUUUAAGCGCUUAAAUCUGGAUAUCACCUGACAAGAGGCUUUAUUAUCUCUAAAAAAAUAAACCCACACACAAACAAGACCUAAAACUCAUUGAAACACUUAGUGGACUAUACAUAAUUUACUUAAUUUAUGGUAUUUUGUUUGAAAUAAUUAGUCAGGUCAUGUCAUUGGAUUCAAAUAAAAGUAAAAGUAAUUGGUUGUCAGCACUUUUAUUUAAUAUAUGGUAUUUUAAGUUUUUCAAAUGUAACUGUCAAUUGAAGGAAAAUCUGAAGGAUAUUUUUUUCUCUAUAAUAACAAAUAUUAUUAUGACGAAUUUAUAUUUAAAAAAUCAGUGAUUUUUCUUGGUUAAUUAUAUACAUUUCGUCAAAAAGUACAAUAGCUAGUCAUAACUUAAAUGUACACCUUAGCACCUGUGUCAACACCAUUUUUUAAAUUCAUGUUAGGUUGAACUUUUUUUUUUUUUGCAUUUGUCUACGUUUGAAAUUCUGAUGCAGCUUAUUCAGUUUUUGUUUUUUUGCUAUUGUGUUGUUUUUGCACUCACCAAGAGUUUGUUCUGUGGGUUCCGGGCCAUGGGAAAGAGUCAGCACUCAUUCUUUAUAGCAGUGGAUUUCUCAGAUGUAAAUGGCGAACAUCCUGCAGAAAAAAACAAAAAAACCAAGAAAAAAAAAACAAGAUAAAGGUCAAGUCACUGGUUGAUUAAAUAAAUACUGAAUAGAUAUCAAUGUUCUUUAAAUAGCAAAGGCACAAUUAUUUCAUCCGAAACCAUAAUGUGGGGGGAUCAAUGCAAAAAUGCUCAUAAUAUGAAUAACAACAACAAUCAUAAUCAUCAUCAUAAUAACAAUAAUAACACAGAUAAUAAUAAUAAUAAUAAAAAUGACAGUCAAACUAAUGGGAGGUGGGGAGAUAUAAUUUGAUGAAGAGGACAUAGCGCUUGUCCCCCACCCCCCAUCACACAGUCAUGUCAGGCUAAAUUGUUUUGAGCAGAGAGCACUGAGGAUUUCCUGAGCAUAAUCUAAAACAGUUGCUGUUAGCAUUACUGCGUGAUUGCAAAGAUUGCAGGGCUGCAGGGACUCAGCACCCAGCUUCAGUUUUGGGGUCGGUGGGUGGCGGGAGGGCCUCUAGCUAUUUUGCACCCUAGAGACCUGCACACAUACACAAGCCCUAAAAAGCUGCUGUCUUUGUGGUUGUUUUAUCAAGCUAAAAAUGAAAGAAUCGGUGGUGUCUCACUGCAUGCUCAAUUAAGUGCAAGAAGUAGUAUGGCAACAUAUAUUAUUAGUGAAUAAGAGGCGAAAAAAUAGCAUAAGAAAAUUUGCAGCAAGGCCUCUUGGAUCAAAUUAAGAAAAAUCAAAAUCGGUCAACAAUGAGAUAACUUGUAAAAAGUGUGUUACAGAGCUGAUGCUGAGCUCCAAUUAUGAUCCUUCCUGAACUCACACAUAUGCUCUUAUUACACCUAAAAUAUUCAGCAAAUGACUGCCCCAACCCCCCUUCAAAGUCUUAACUGAGGACACGUGAUAGUGCACAAACUUGUUUUGCUGUAUGAGGACUUAAUGUAAUGCAAUGAUAUAUGCUCUGGUGGGGAAAGGCCAUGGCUUGAAUAAAUACACCAUAAGCGAGAA